GUCUUUACACCCGCGCAGUUCUCGUGGCAGUAGUUGUCAUGGAGAUAGAAGUGGUCCCAGCGUCAGCUCAUGGUGAUGUUGCCAUGGAGAUCCUAGCCAAAGCUCCGCUGGCGGUGCUGGAAGAGGAAGAUAGCAGCGCGGGACUGGCAUCCGAGGAGCUCGGGGAACGAGUUCAGCACCGCGGACAGCACCGUCGACGAGGACCACCGUUCUGUCACGAAAGAUAUUACAUGCUUAUUGUGAUCGGAGAGAUCGCGACAGAACUCCAGCUGCAGUCUGUCAGAGAACACAUUGAACAGGGUAUUCGCUCCUGGGACAUCAGCCUCACUUCCUGUGACCUUCCGCGGGAGUUGCAGCUCUUCGUGACGCGGCACUCUGCCCAUUUUUCUGAAGAGGUUAGAGGACAGAGAACUCUGCACCACUGCAGUGAUGUCCUGGAGACUGUGGUCUUAGUCAACCCCUCAGAGGGCGCCGUCACAUCUGAGGUCUGGGACUUGAUCUACGACUCGGCAGCACAUAAGUUACUGAUUCUGAGUGGUCAAAGCAGUGACCAGGGCAGUGACCUCCUCUUGCAGAGCGGGGCAUUCUCCUUCAAAAACGUCUCAGAAAUCUUCUGUGAUCCUGGGGUUGUUGACUUGCUUGGCAGAGCAGCCCCUGAGCACCAGGCCACACUUACGGUGUCCUGCCGUGGUGAGGGCUGCUGGAGCUUCCUGGGCAGGCAGCAGCACUUUCAGGAGUUCUUCAAAUACAGACUGAAUCCUAAGCCUGCAUUGCCCAAGAUGGACGGGGUCACAGACUUCACUGAGUAUCUUUCUGAGACAGUGGAUGUGCCAUCGCCCUUUGACCUCCUGGAGCCACCCACCUCUGGGGGCUUCCUAAAGCUGUCCAAACCAUGCUGUUACAUCUUCCCUGGGGGAAGGGGAGACUCUGCCCUCUUUGCAGUGAAUGGCUUCAACAUAUUGGUGGAUGGAGGUUCAGAACGCAAGUCGUGUUUCUGGAAGUUGGUCAGACACCUGGACCGAAUCGACUCCGUUCUUCUUACGCAUAUUGGGGCAGAUAACCUCCCUGGAAUCAAUGGGCUCCUCCAGAGAAAGAUGGCUGAGCAGGACGAGGAAAGGUCACAGGGCUCCACCACCUACAGUGACUGGAUGAAGAACCUGAUCUCCCCAGAGCUGGGUGUUGUGUUCUUCAAUGUUCCUGAGAAACUUCGGACACCUGAAUCAACUCUAAAGGCUAAGCGCAGCAUUGAGGAGGCUUCUCUUACUCUGCAGUACCUCAGCAAACUAGGAAUAAAGCCCGAGCCACUAUUCAGGGCGGUCAGCAACACUGUGGAGCCCAUUACCUUGUUCCACAAGAUGGGUGUGGGCCGUCUUGACAUGUAUGUUCUAAACCCAGUGAAGGACAGUAAAGAGAUGCAGUUCCUUAUGCAGAAAUGGGCUGGAAACAGUAAGGCUAAAACAGGAAUUGUGCUGCCCAAUGGAAAAGAAGGGGAGAUCUCUGUUCCUUACCUGACUUCUGUAACAGCUCUAGUGGUCUGGCUCCCUGCUAACCCUUCAGAGAAGAUCAUUAGAGUGCUGUUUCCUGGAAACGCUCCACAGAACAAAAUCUUAGAAGGACUGGACAAGUUGAAGCACCUUGACUUUCUGCGUUACCCAGUAGCCACUCAGAAAGACAUAUCCUCUGGAGCACCCCCUACCAUUGUAAAACAGACAAAAAUGAAGCAAAGGGUCGACAGCAAAGAAAGCCUUAAAUCUUCCCCCAGGACAAAUGUAGCCUCAAAAGCUGCUAAGAAAGAGGGAGAUGGGUGCGAGGAAAUGUUUGUCACAGAGACAAAGAGUGGCUUUGUAAAGGAGAACAAGAUUGAGAAAAAAGAGAAGAAACUGAGAGAAACUGAUAAAAUUACCAAGCCAGUGAAAGCUAAGACAGACUCAUCUGAGACAGUAAAACAGGAGAAAAAGAAGCUAACUAAGGAAAAGUCUAUGAAAAAACAUACAAAGGACAGGGUGUCCAAGAUGGAUGAGAAGAAGGACAAAGAGAAGAAAGAGAUCAAGAAGGUAAAGAAAGAUGAUUCAGCUAAAAAAGAUGAUAAAAAAGAAAGCAAAAUGAAGGAAGACAAAAAGAAGGAUGCAGCUAAGCCAGAAUUAAGAAAAAUCACUAAGCCUGACCUAAAACCCUUUACUCCAGAGGUUCGAAAGACCCUGCACAAAGCUAAAACGCAUGGAAAAACUGACAAAACCAAAGCUAAAAUAGUCAAAGAACAAACAGCUGUAUGUGCGCCUACUGCAGUACCAGCUACUGAAGAGAUUCAACCAGAGACUCGACCAGAAACUCAACCAGUGAUACAGCCAGGAGCUCAACCAGAGACUCUGCCAGAGAUCCAAUCAGAGACCCUGCCAGAGAUCGAACCAGAGGCUCAGCCAGAGAGCCAAAUAGAGGCUCAGUCAGUAAGCCAACCAGAGACCCAUCAAGAGAUCCAAAUUGAGACUCAGCCAGUGAUCCAACCAGACAUACAAUCAGAGACUCAACAGAAGACUGAGUCAGAGAUUCAGCCAGAGAUACAUCUGAAAUCAGAAGAACCAGUGAUAUUGGAGGAUAGCUCCAUCAUUUCCUCCCCAGAAGAUCUCACUAAGGAUUUUGAGCAACUGAAACAGGAUGAGCUAUCCAAACUGGAAACAGUACCAGCAGACGAUAAAUUGAUGUCAUCAGAGCCUUGUGCAGAUGACACUGCGGUGCUGAGCCCUCAACAGGAGGCGGCAGGACUAAUCAAAGUUCCAUCCCACACUAUAACAGACACAACCUUACCACCCUUGUGGCCUCCUGAUGAUGGAGUAACAGCCACAGACACUGGGACUGAAUUUCAUUUCAGUAAGCAGCUCCCUAGAGAACUGGAGGCACAAUCACUGGCUAAAGAGGAAGAACCAUUUGAAGAUGAAGGUGCAGCCAUGGAUGAUGAUGACAUGGAAGAGGAGAGAGGACAUGCUAAAACGAAAACAGUGGAGGAAGAAGGUGAUAUGGGAAUGGGGGGUGAAGAAGAUGAAGGAAAGUGGAAGGAGGUUAAAGACAAUGAAGGAGUGGAAAGAAAGCAUGAGGAAGAGGAGAUGGAGAAAAAUGAAAAAUGUACAAGAAAGGGUAAAACACAGGAGGAUCCUAAAAGGAUGAAGGAUGAUGAAAAGGAAAUCGGUGUCAUGGAGCAAGCAGAAUUAGAGGCGGUUCAAGACUUAAAUGCAGUUGGUGAUGAGGAGUUUAAGGCUAAAACCAAAGACGACAAUAUAGAAAACAUUGACAAAAUGGAGUGGGAUAGUAAACAAAUGGGAGAUGACUUAUCUGCAAAAGAAGAUGAGGAUGAUGCUGGAUAUCUGUCCAACAUAGGAGCCACCACUGCUGCCAUUACAUCAACUGCACAAGGAGCCACUGCUGCAGAGCAUGUCUCCUAUAUUCAGGACGAGACUAUCCCGGGAUAUUCUGAAACCGAACAGACAAUCUCAGAUGAAGAGAUUCAUGAGGAAUCAGAAGACAGGAUGCCACACCUCUGUUAUGAAGUUGGGACCUAUGACAUUUCUGUCCCAGAUGAAACUGGGUCCUUCCAUGCCAUCCAUGGCAUAGGGGAAGUGACAGCACCUGUCCCUGAUACACUAGACAUAGCAGCAAAGGGAUUCAUGGAUGGACAAGACUCCGCAUUAGCUGUGUACACUGCAAAUGUAAUUGCAGCACCCCUGGCAGAAGAGGAGCAUAUCUCCUCAGCUACAUCCAUCACUGAAUGUGAUAAACUUUCAUCUUUUGCCACCUCUGUUGCUGAAGAUCAAUCCAUAGCCUCUGUGACGGCACCCCAAUUGGAGGAAACUGGAAGAGGCACUUUGUUUCUGGACACAGCUAGCAACAUACCAUCAUCCGUUCAGGCUGAGGCCACCCAAGGGAGGGAUUAUGUGCACUCUGCUGGAACUAUCUCACCUACAUCCUCCUUGGAGGAGGACAAAUAUUUCAAAUCACCUCCUUCUGAGGAGCUCCAGCCUGUCCCAGCAGUAUUAGAGACAGGAGAUGAGCCAGUUCAGGAACAAGUGGAAGAAGAAGAUGAAGAAGAUGAUGAAGACCAGACACCCAAUGUUGAUAUUUCUCUGAGUAAGCUCCAGGAAGGCUAUGCAUUUCAUUCAAUGUUCCAUGACAGAGAUUCUGAAAUUCUCACUUCAUCUAUGCCACCCCCUACUUCACCACCACCUGUAGACACUCCUCACCCCCUUGCAGCUGGUGGAAUACAGGCCUCUCUGACCAAAGAGGAGCCUAUGUUGGGAGGAGCUACAAAACCUCCCUCUCCCCAACCUUAUUUCUCCAGCAUGCUGGAAUCCAGUGCUUUCUUAGAAGGGGAGGAGAGAUGCCUGAGUCCAGAUGAUAGCACAGUGAAAAUGGCCUCCCCUACACAGUCCGGGCCUCCCAGCCCUGGCCUCACGCCCUCCCGUCAGUCACCCGUGGAGAAGGUUGAUGAGUUCCCAGGACAGGAGGAUAAAAAUGGUGACAGGGAAAGUCCACCAAAAGGCUCAAAAACAGAAGAGGAAGAUGGCAAAAAAGACAAGACAGAGCCUUGUCUGCACAAACAUGAACAUUUUGAACCUGCUGAGGUGGAGAAACUGCAAACUUUUGAAAAAGAAAUUACUGAUGCUGCUUUUUCCUCAGAGGAAAUUAGAGAGGAGCUCUGCCUAAUCCCAACAGAGCUUUCACUGAAACGGGAGACUAAGUCAGUUACCUCAGUGGAUGAGUCCAGAGAAAAACAAGUGGUAUCACCCACAGAAAAAGAUGAAAAAGAUUUUAUGACAAAGGAUAUUUCCAAGGAAAUGGUAGUUCCUGAAGAAAGUAAUAAAGAGGUGGAAGAAGAUGAAAAGAGGAAGGAUGUACCUGUCAAACUGACAGAGGAAAAGCAGAGCACAUUUCCUGAUGUGAAGACCUGUGAGGCUAAGUCUUUUGAAGAAGGUAGGAUGAGGGAGGAAGAGAAAAAACAGCAGGCGAAAUCAUUGGAAGAUUCCUCCUUGCAAACCUCACAGGUUGGAUCAGAAACAAGAAAGCCAGCUACAGACUCACACGAAGAACUCAAACCUAAGCUUCUACAUUCUGAAGGAGAGGAAAAAGACAAUGAGGGUGAUGAUGUUUGCUUAUCUGGAGCACAGUCCAGAUCUGAAUCACUAGAGCCUGGCAUGUCAGAGGUAUCCAAAGUGACUCAUCUGCCCUCUUCGAUUAUCUCUGAUCAACUGGACUUGAGGAGCGUUGAACAAGCUUCCACAGUGUCCCCUGAUACGUUUUCAGAAGAGGACUUACAAACAUCACCCCUUGAUGCCAUAGAAGAAGUGAGGCAUUUUCCACCUGUACCAGAAGAGGAGAGCACUAUCCAAACAAAAACUUUAUCACUGCCUGUCACCGACACUAUGACCAUUACCUCUGCUGUCAUUGCUGUAACUCAACCCACAGAAAUUGAAAAGGCAUCUGGAAGCUUUAUACAUUCCAUUAAUGACAGCCAGGGCAGUGUGGAUGAAUCUGCUCAACCCGAUAAUAUGAUACCUUCACAUAGUCCCAGCAAAGAUGGUAAUCAGUACUCCAGAGAAGCAUCAGGGCAGCAGGCAAAAGAGGAGAAGCCAGAGAAGGAAGCAAAGCGUGAAAUGGAGCGAGAACGUGAGGCUGCCUCUCCAGUCUCUGUUCCACCUACCCCAUAUUUCAGCGUGGAAAAGGACACAAAUGAAAAAAUCUCACAAGACAAUAAAGAUGUGCCUACAGACAAAGAGAGUCAUGAUGCAACUAAGUAUCAUCCUGAGGAGAAGCUAAUCACAGAAGGACAAGAGUGGGAUGCAAAGGGUGAGCUGAAAUCAAAAAUGGGACCUGGUGAUACAGCAGAAACAGGCAGCAAAGCUAUAUUUGAGUCAGAAGCUAAAGAAAAGGUUGAUAGGGGAGCUUCAGGAGCUUCUGUUGAGGAGCAGGACAGAGAGGAAAUUCUGUCAUUCAACAAAGCUGAUUACCAUGCAGCUGCUUUCAAAGAGACAGAGAAGAGUAUUUGUUUUGAUCGUGAUAACUCUCCAGAACAUGAAGUCCGUGAGAAAGGCCAGGAGGAGGAGAGUGAAAGGGAGGAGAGACAAGAUACUCCUUUUGUCGAUGGAAAAACCUUCAUGUACACUGAAAUCUAUGACAACAAAACAACUGAACACCUGGAACCCAAACAUCAACAGGAACAGCUUGACAAAAGUAAAGAAAAAACUAUUGAGAAAGAGGAAACUAACGAGAAAGGGGAGUCUGCAGGCAAAGAGAAAACUCCUGAAAAAGAGGUUGCAUCCGAGAAAAAAGACCUGUCUCCUUCAGCAACGACCGCAGCUGUGGACAAUAAUGGAAUGUCUGCCCAAGAGGAUGCAUUUCCCAGGGGUGCGUCAGGUGAAAAAUUGUCAUCUUCACCCUUGCCAGACCAGUCUAAUCUGGAGGCAAAAUUGUCCACCUUACAUGUUGAUGAUGUUCCAGAGAAACAGUCCGCAGAGAAGGAGACAGAGAAGGAAAAGACAACAUCUGAGAAUGAGAAAGAAAAACAAUAUGUACUUGAAACUGAUAAAAGAGAAUUUCCUUCAGGUUACCCUUUACCAGCAGAGAAAGAUCUUUCCUCCUCAGUCUCUUUGUUUGAUAACAAAGACAGCCACACCAGUACAGUCACCUGCACUAAAUCAUCAGGCCAGCACUUGGAUGACAAUAUUAUGGCAUCUGAGUACUCUGACAAUAGUAGUCCUGGUCCCAGUAAAUCUGGGAUAAGUCUCAGUGGAAAAGAGGGAGCCAUGGUGAUGGGUCAUAUGAGGUUAAUGAUGGAAGAAGAGGAUGAUGAGGAUGAAGAAGAUGUGGAGGCAGACGAGGAGGAUGGCAUGGGAGCGAAUGACUCAGAUUUGGAGAAAGGUGCCAAAGAAAAAUCAGAAAAGGAACAUGUAAGUUCUUUCAGCGAUGCCACCAGCUCAAAAUGUCCAGAGAUGAAAGAAACAGAGACAGACAUCUCCAGUGUACCUACAUAUGAGUAUGGCUUCAACGGGCAGGGAUCACCCUCUACAUUUGCACCAUCUCAACCCAGCCACAGCAGCCAACAGAUUGAGGCUGAGGAUGAUGCUGAGGCCGAGGAUGUUUCCCAUUUUACCAAAGGCUACACUGAAAUGGGAUUAACAGGAACUGAAGAGCGUCCUUCUGAACCUAGGUAUUCCUGUGAUGAGGACAGCAGAGACUCUAAUCUCAGCAGCCAGGUGGACAGCAAAGAGAAGAAAGACAGAUUCCCUGAUCAAUCUGAACCUGCCCUGCCAGCUAAGCCAAGUGAAGAUCACCACCACAGGGAGACAGAACUAAAGCUGGAAGACCAGGACACGCAAGACAUCCUAAGCAAAGAAUCUGAGGAUUCUGCUUCUUUUAGUUUAGGCUACACAACCACACUGGCCACUGCACAUUCCUCUGUCUCUUUCUUAUCCACCUCUGCCUCCCCCUCUGACAACCGCCAGCUUGGAGAGGAGCGGGAGACACAUGCUGUGACAUCUGACACACCUUCCAGGCCUGAAAGUGCAGGCUUUGAAUAUUCCUCUUUUAAAGAGGAUCACUCCUUUGUCAUGGGUUCUCCUUUUUCAUGUUCUGGGGGUCUGGUUAAAGACGAGUACCUGGAGGUCUCUGAAAAGCUGACCGUAACAACAACAACAACCACAGAGUCAACAUCCAGCCUCACAAAAUUCAGAGAUGAAGAGAUGAAGCCCUUCUCUUCAGUGGAGGAUAAAACAAAACAGGAUUUUGCAUCUGAGCAGGAUAAAAAGGAGCAGUAUUUUUCAUAUAAGCUGGAUAAGACAGACCAGCCUUUCAUAUCUGAAAAGGAUAAGGAAGGUCAGCUGUGUCCAUCAGAGCAGGCUAAGAAAGAACAUGAUUUUGCAUCUGAACAUGAAAAUGAAGAACAAUAUUUACAAUCUGAGCACGUUAGAAAAGAGCAGUUCUUUCCAUCUGAGCAGGAUAAGAAAGACCAGCCUUUCCCAUCAGACCAGGACACGAAAGAGGGUUUUUUAUGUGAACAUGAUAACAAAGAGCAGUAUUUCCCAUCUCAGCAGGUUAAAGAAGACCAAUCCCAUCCAUGUGAACAUAAGAAAGACCAAUCAUUCCCAUUUGAAGAUGCUAAGAAAGAGAAGCAUUUCCCAUUAGGGCAAGCUACUAAAGAGCAGCCCUACCAAUCUGAAGAGGGUAAGAAAUUGCAGCCCUGCCUAUCUAAACAUAAGACUGACCAGUCUUUCCCAUCUGAGGAUCAGAAAGAGCAGACCUGCUCACCUGAACAUGAGAAAAAACUGCCUUCAUCACCUGAUGAGGCUAAGAAAGAACAUGUUACAAAAGAACAGCCCUUCCCAUCAGAACAGGUUAGUGAGGAGCUGCCUUUCCCCACUGAGCAGGCUAAGAAAGAGCAGCCUUUGCCAUUAGAACAAGAUAAGGAGAAGCCCUGUGCUUCAGAGCCGGAUACAAAAGAACAGACCUUCCCUUUAGAACAAGCAUUGAAAGAGCAGACCUUCCCUUCUGAGCAGGAUGCAAACGAGCAAUUUUGCUCACCUGAGCAUGAGAAAAAACUGCCUUUAGCACCUGAAGAAGCUAAGAAAGAACAUGUUACAAAAGAACAGCUCUUCCCAUUUGAAGAGGCUAAGAAAGAGCAGCCCUUACCACCAGAGCAGGCUGCAAAAGAGCAGUCCUUCCGAUCUGAAGAGGGUAAGAAAUUGCAGCCCUGUGCUUCAGAGCCGGAUACAAAAGAACAGACCUUGCCUUUAGAACAGGCAUUGAAAGAGCAGGCCUUCCCUUCUGAGCAGGAUACAAACGAGCAGACUUGCUCACCUGAGCAUGAGAAAAAACUGCCUUUAGCAUCUGAAGAAGCUAAGAAAGAACAGGUUACAAAAGAACAGCUCUUCCCAUUUGAAGAGGCUGAGAAAGAGCAGCCCUUACCACCAGAGCAGGCUGCAAAAAAACAGUCCUUCCAAUCUGAAGAGGGUAAGAAACUACAGCCCUGUGCUUCAGAGCAGGAUACAAAAGAGCAGACCUUGCCUUUAGAGCAGGUUACGAAAGAGCAGACCUUGCCUUCAGUGCUGGAUACGAAACAGCAGAUCUUCCCUUCUGAGCAGGAUAUGAAAGAGCAGACCUUGUCGUCAGAGAAGGAUACGAAAGAGCAGACCUUGCCUUUAGAGCAGGAUACAAAAGAGCAGACCAUGCCUUCAGAGCAUGAUACAAAAGAGCAGACCUUCCCUUCAGAUCAGGAUACAAAAGAGCAGACCUUUCCUUCAGAGAAGGCUACGAAAGAGCAGACUUUCCCUUCAGAUCAGGCUACAAAAGACCAGACCUUCCCUUCAAAGAAGGAUAUGAAAGAGCAGACCUUGCAUUCAGAGAAGGAUAUGAAAGAGCAGACCUUGUCGUCAGAGAAGGAUACGAAAGAGCAGACCUUGCCUUUAGAGCAGGAUACAAAAGAGCAGACCAUGCCUUCAGAGCAUGAUACAAAAGAGCAGACCUUCCCUUCAGAUCAGGAUACAAAAGAGCAGACCUUUCCUUCAGAGAAGGCUACGAAAGAGCAGACUUUCCCUUCAGAUCAGGCUACAAAAGACCAGACCUUCCCUUCAAAGAAGGAUAUGAAAGAGCAGACCUUGCAUUCAGAGAAGGAUAUGAAAGAGCAGACCUUGCCUUCAGAGCAGGUUAUGAAAGAGCAGACCUUGCCUUCAGAGCAGGAUUUGAAAGAGCAGAUCUUCCCUUCAGAGCAGGAUUUGAAAGAGCAGACCUUGCCUUCAGAGCAGGAUUUGAAAGAGCAGACCUUGCCUUCAGAGAAGGAUAUGAAAGAGCAGACCUUGCAUUCAGAGCAGGAUAUGAAAGAGCAGACCUUCCCUUCAGAGCAGGAUACAAAAGAGCAGACCUUCCCUUCAGAGAAGGCUACGAAAGAGCAGACCUUCCCUUCAGAUCAGGAUACAAAAGACCAGACCUUCCCUUCAAAGAAGGAUAUGAAAGAGCAGACCUUGCAUUCAGAGAAGGAUAUGAAAGAGCAGACCUUCCCUUCAGAGCAGGAUACAAAAGAGCAGACCUUCCCUUCAGAGAAGGCUACGAAAGAGCAGACCUUCCCUUCAGAUCAGGAUACAAAAGACCAGACCUUCCCUUCAAAGAAGGAUAUGAAAGAGCAGACCUUGCAUUCAGAGAAGGAUAUGAAAGAGCACACCUUCCCUUCAGAGCAGGAUACAAAAGAGCACACCUUCCCUUCAGAGCAGGAUACAAAAGAGCAGACCUUGCCAUCAGAGCAGGGUAUGAAAGAGGUUUCCAGUGCAAUAGGCUCCAUGGCAGACCAGCCUCUGCAUUCUGAUCCAUGCUCUUCUAAGCUUGAUGAAGCUGAGGCACCAAAGAAACCCAAAGAUCCUGGAUCAGCUGCACCUUCUUCACCACAGUUACAAUUUGUCCAGGAAGGGUCCCGCAGUCUGUUUGAGGUCUCUCCAUUACAGCGAGCUGAAUCCUCAGAUAAAGACUUGGAACUAGAGAAUAAAGGUAGUGACGAAGAGCCUGAGAUGUGUGGUAUGGAACAGAGCACUUUACCAUGUCGAAUUGAAUGCCAAAGAUCUCCCACGGUCCCUACCAAGCCAAAGGAAGGAGCGCAGUGCACCUCACUGACCCAGGUGGGGAGUAGCACUUUCCCUGAUGUGCUGACAUCAUGUUCUUCCCAUCAAUCACCACAUACUAUGGACACAUCAUCAGAUAACAGUGGUACACAAUUCAGCAUAGUCCUUCCAGGGACCAUUUGUAGAGAAAUGCCCAGCACCUCAUUGGCAGCAGGUGAAAAAAACAUUGAAUAUGAGGAGGAGGAGGAAGAAGAAGAGGAGGAAGACAAGGAGAGAGGGAGGGAGCAGUCAAGAAAGUUGAGCAAUACAUGUGGGAUGCUGAAAGGUUUAUAUCCAGGUGAUUCACCUCCACUUUAUAGAGAAGUAGAUGAUGACCAGGAAGAAGAAGAGCGAGAGCCAGACCACCCUGCCCGACCCCUCUCACUGACAUCAGCCGAUCAGCCCUUCCACUCAUCCAUCUCCCCAGAGACAUCCCAAGAAAUAGGAUGUGACCCUGAGCAUCCGAGUGUCUGCACAGAGGUCACUUCCUCACACACAUCUGCCAGCUUCUCAUCCAGUGAAUACAAGCAUCGCAAAGGAGAGAUCUCCCCAUCAUUCAUUAACCCCAGCCCACAUCAGCUGUCCAGUGCAGAGGAGGAAGCCCGGGACAGUGACCAGUCCGAGGAGGGUGAGGAACAUCGGCAGCAGUCUUCAGUGAAGAAGAGAUCCCACAAACAUCAGCGCCACCACCAUACCCAUGGCCACCAGGGGGAGAGCACCAGUGCCACAGUUCCCAGGGUGAUGCUGGCUGGGGAGGAGACUCCACCUACUUCAUUGAGUGAAUCUCUGGCUUCACAGUCUGACUCUGAUGUGCCCCCUGAGACAGAAGAGUGUCCAUCUAUUACUGCAGAAGGCAACUUGGACUCAGAUGAGGAUGCUGAGCAUUUGCCAGUAGACAAAUCAGCUGGGGCCACUGGAACAGGUAGCCACCACUCACCAUUGCAAAAACCAUUGGAAAGGAGCCAGGACCCCCUGCCUGCACCAAUGAUGGACCCCUUUCCUCGUCCCCCUCACCCUGAUGUUUGCAUGGUCGACCCAGAGGUUCUGGCCAGUGACCAGAACCACACAGAUAGACCAUUCAAGAGGGAUAUGAAGGCUAACAAAGGUCUGCGGAAGUCACUGGGGAAACCAAAGUCAGCCUCUCCGGUCCGGAAAAGUGAAUCUAAGGCAAGAAGAUCCAGCACUCCAGUCAAACAGACCACUAAAGAUUCCUCACCUCGAGCUUCUUCUCUGAGGAGGAAGGAGGCAGAGAAGACAUCCAGAAUCUCAAGGGCAUCAGAGGGUCAGGGGUUACAAGGGGAAGAGAACCCUGGGAGAGGUCUGGUCAAUGGGAUCAAAAGCAACACAGGUUCUAACUCCCAGAAGUUUAGUUCAACUGCAUCCUCUGGAUCACCUAUCUAUGUGGACCUGGCCUACAUCCCCAACCACUGCAGUGGCAAGAACGUGGACCAGGAGUUCUUCAAGAGACUGCGUGCCAUGUAUUACGUGGCGAGCGGGAAUGAUGUGGCCAGCGGGGAGCCAAGCCGUGGGGUUCUAGACGCACUGCUGGAGGGCAAAGCCCAAUGGGGCUCAAAUCUCCAGGUGACACUAAUCCCGACCCAUGACACGGAGGUGAUGCGGGACUGGUACCAGCAGACCCAUGAGAGACAGCAGGAGCUCAACAUCAUGGUUCUGGCCAGCAGUAGCACUGUCGUCAUGCAGGAUGAGUCUUUCCCAGCCUGCAAAAUCGAGUUCUAAAGGCCCAGAUGGGCCAUGAGUCCUGUAGCCCCCUGCUUCUGCCACUCUCCGUUUCUCCAUCUAUCCCUCUGUCUUUGUGUCUGUCUGUCUGUGGGAUGAGGGAGGGAGCUGUUGCAGUCAUCUCUUUAGUGAUGCCCACACCUUUCUCUAAAAGUUCUAUAUUCGUUACCAGCCUAUUUGAAGUGUGCUGCGCUCGUGUGUUUGGUCUCAAUCACUAGCCUUGUAUCACCAAACAUAUGCAAAUGUCGCGCUGCAGCACGCCGAGUACACGCAAACUCCUGUGAAAAUGUAUGUUUACCAGAGAGAAAGAGUGUGUGAAAAGUAUGUCUCUGUCUGAAGAAACAGGCUAUCAAAGGAGUAAGUGUCUGUGCACUUUAAACUUUGCAAACCUUUUGAGGUAAUUGAUGCCUUUUUACCAGUGGAAUAAUGAUAUGAAUACCUCUUUUUAAAUUAGACUCAGUCAAAGCACAAAUGUACCCUGUCUAAUAUUUAGCAUGCAACCAACUGCAGCAUAGGAGUUCCUUUCCCUUCUCCAGUGGGUGAAUUUAAAAUAAUCCAAAUUUCUCCUUUUAGCAUUAUCCCACUUAUCCAAGAGACUGGGGUAAGAGUGCACUAUCCCCCUUACUCUAGAGACUGGGUAAGCAUGCACUACCCACUUAAGGGCACCCUCUCCCACUUACCCUACAGAUUGGGUAAGUGUACACUACCCACUUUGCUAAGAGACCGGGACAAGUGUUCUACCCACAUAUCCUAGAGACUGAAUCUUUGAAUUUCUAUAAGGCAGUGUUGCUGAGUUCUUGUGCUCUAAAACUAGAGUGCCAUCUAUACACCUGUUUCAGGUGUGGACCACUCCCCCAGAAGUACCUGUGCCUAAUGUCGCAGGUGAAACUACAAACACUGAAUAUAUGAGAAGCUUCUUUUACCUAACCUACAGAAACACUCUUACAAAGAAGGGAAUGGCUGUUUAGGCUGCUGUUUUUAAGGGUAAUUAUAUUAAGUGCUGAAAUUAAUAUGUGGUACAACAGUAAAGAACCUUCUCAAAUUCUCGUACUCUGUGGACACAGCUUUUCAGAAAUGCGUUAUAUUUCUGUCUUUAGUGAAAAAAUAAUGCAAAAUAUUGAGCAGUCUGGAGUCUCCUGACUGCAGUAUUGUACGCACAGUUUGCUUGUAUACAGAUAGGACUUCCCUCUGUGGAGGGAUUCAUUUCCCAAAGGGAGAUUUUCUCUCAGAAUGUGUUUCAUGGGUUCAGCUCAUGUGAAAUGAAGUGCACUAUAGUGAAAUCUGUGGUUUAUUAAUGUAUUCAAUUUUCCUGUGUCAUAUAUGACAUGCAUUUUAAGGCAUGUAGUUGGAGUGUCAGUUAAAGAAGAUUUUUGUUGAAAGAAGUGUUCAGUAUGCAAACACCUGAGGGUGUUUACCUUUGCUGUGUGUGUGGUCUGGUCAGGUGGAGCAUCUAGCCAUCACUUGCUCUGCACUGUUUUAUUGGAGCCAGACUUUUGCUGUUGAGCUGAGCUCUUAAGAAUUCAGGCAGCAGAACCCGCAGGCUGUGUCUGAUUCAUGUUCUCCAAAUGUGGAGAAACCGUACACAUUUUUGCUAACUAUGCUACAGCAUGCUGUCACAGCAUUGUGAUCAUUCUGUCCCAACACAUUUUAAUUAUACUUGGUGAAUAUAUAAAUAAACAUAUAUAUAACAUAAAGAACUGUGCAUUAGACAUAAAAUAAUAAUUGCUGUUGCAAAGUAAUAAUUAAAGGGUGCCUUUGAGGCAUUUUGUUGAAUAUAGUUGAUCAACCAUUGGUUCAUGUAAUAAUUUAGCAUUCUCGCUCCGUCUUCAUCAUGUUCUCUCAAAGUAAAUUUGCACUGGUGUUUGAGCACGUUGAUGUGAGACCUCUAGGGUAUUGCACUAGAUAAAUGCAGCUGCCUAUUUUCAUGUAUAUUGUGUGUAUUAUGGGAUUAGGAUAUUUUUACACAUAAAAUAUAUUGCAAGUCAAUAAAUUAAAAAAAAAAAAGACAUGAGAAUCUUAUAUAUUCAAAAUGUAAUUGUCCUUGUGGCAGACUACUGGAAUGUUUGUAUGGGAUUUCCUGUAUUAUGAAUACAGUAUUUUUUGCUUUGGUUCUAUCAUUCUUUGGUUUAUUUUGAGAGUAGUGUUCACAUGGGAUGUAAUAACGCAGAAACUUGAUCUAAAGUUGUUUCACAGGUGUCCUAAGAGAGUGUCUCCCCAGAGAGCAUGUAUGAAUGAGGCUGUGGUCCAUGCACUCGUACCCGCUGUAAAUGUAGCAAUAGAGAAGGUUUCCUAUGCUAGAAUCUUGCUGACACCUGUCAAUGCUAAGGAGCGGAUAUCCUGAAUUACUGGGGAUUUAGACAUGUUAACUGUGCAUGAAGCAAUCCUGGGAGGAUUUCUGCUUGAUGGGGGUUUAACAGACACACUCAUGUGCCUUGGGGUUUGGGUUGGGGAAGGGGGGGGGGGAGUAAAGGUCAAAGGUUAGAGAGAAGACUGUAGUUGAAAAUAGCAUUAUCAAAGAGCAUAAUUGCACCAAGAAGAAUUGCACUAGUGGUUCAUUAGUUGAUACAUAUGGAUCAAAGAUGAAUGGAUGUACUGAAGUUAUAGUGAGAGUUAAGCACAUAUAUAGACCUAUCCCCAUUUCUAAUUUUGGAGUACAAACAUUUUGGAUACAAAAUUGUAAGUGAAUGAGCAAGGCCUACAGAAUUUACCACCAACUGACAAUGUAUGAGUCUGCUUGUACAAAGUAUCUUUCAUCUGCAAUGGUGUAUGAACAUUUUCAAAUCUUGUGCUGAUUUCUGGAAUGCAGAGAGUAUGCUUUGUACAGACAGUGAGACCGUACAGUUUAAUAGUGAAUGCAUGGUGGUUAUACAGUGUAGCUGUACACCUUUCUGAUGGUAGUACCAUAUUUUUGUGUUCGUAUGAUUAUAAAGUGGUCAUUAUUUGUUGAAAAUUGUUGGUCUCCAUAGCAGGGACCUGUGGAUAUGUUUUUGUUUUAAUACCAUGUCACAUAAAGCUUGUAGAUUAUGUUUUUAAAACUGUCUUAUAUGUUUUAUUCUAGAUAUCAUAUUUUUGGUCUACUUUUGUUUCUCGGUAUUGUUAAACAGGCUUAUCAUCAACAGUAUUAUAUUUUAUAGUGAUAUGUGUUGCUUUAAAAUGUUUGGGCCAUUAGCACUAAUCAGUCAUGAGGCACCAGGUUGUUUACAUGCGUCUUUUGCAUUGCCGUGAUUUUGGACAGCUGACAGACUGGAUUAUGGCACUUUGCUCUGUUUAUGAAGGUUGUUUAACUAUGUGUUCGCUUUCAAAUGCUACAAAGCUUACAACAAUGAGGAAUAAACUGGGUCUUGUUGCGGGGGGGAGGGAGGGAGGUGCAGCAGGGGGCAUUAAGCUUUAGCACAGCUGAACCCUCACCUGCCCUUCCCUGCCCUGCUCUGUCUUGCCUAGGGCUAAGUGUUAAUGCCAUGUGAUUAGCCACAGAACAUAGCCUUUGCAUGCACAUGGCUUUGCUGUAGGUGCAUUUAUAUAAAGAUACCAGGGCAGUGUCUUUAAAGUAGGACCUGCCUACUCUUCAUGCUGCUAUAAGUAUGUAAUCUAACAGGUUCAUUAGAUUGCUCUGUAUGCACAAAUACGUGCUCUUGGGGUGAGGGUUCCAAAGCGCUUGUUGUCAUGGAGACCUUGUCAGAUCUGGUCUUCACAGCUCAACAUGUUUUCAUCCCUCGCCUAACCAGAGCUGCAUGAGCAAAUCUUUCUAGUUUCUUAGCAUAUGUUGAGAGCAUACACCAAAAGUAUAUAUCCAUGGCUUUGGUUCACAUCCUUGUCUUUAGAUACCUGAGUAGUCCGUUUCAUUGUCUCCCUAUUCUGUAUCAAUUAUUACUAUAGUUUCCUUGUCAUUUGACCAUACAGCUAGAAAAAAAGAAAUAAAAAAAUAAUAAUCAGUCUCUUAGCAGGGGCCUCUCCAGUCCCCAGAUAAAAGACACACUCCCAAAAACAGUGGCAACUGGCAAAUUCAUACACAUUCACAGACAUACACACAUACACACACAUGCACAUGCACACUCGCCUGUACCAAACAUAGAAGCGUGGAAUGGUAUUUUUGAAAAUAGAGCUGCCACUCUUAAAGCUGUUUCAAAGAAAAACUUCAGCUGAACUAAGACACUCUAGUCUGCGUAGUAAAAUAUAGCUAGUAUGAAAUGAAGAUGGAGGACAACAUGAGGGGACACAUACAAAGAUAGGAGAAUAAUAGAAGGAGAGAACUGAGACCCUGCUGUGUGUGUGUUGUGCGGGUAUUGCUUUAUUUUCCAGACUUUCAGGAGAACAAAACAAAGAAGUUAUUUGAUAAAAAUGGGUCCGAUCUUUGCUUCAAAGCCACUGUAGUUUCAACUGUAAGACUUCAAAGUGUUACGUAUGGAACAAGACUUCAGAUCUAACAAUACUACUAUGUAUACAGAGAAAUACAGCUAUAUACAUGUGAAAUGUGCAUGUACAAACUGAAACAAACCAGACUGAUCAGUUGAUCUAAGACAUUUAAUUCUCCAUGGACAGAUUAUAGAUUUUUUUUCCAGGGAAAAAAUGAGUGGGGGGUGGGGGGGGGGGGCGUCGUUGAUGAAUUUCUGUCAACUUUGUUUCCGCAGCUUUCUCCAAACCCUACAUCCAGACAGGAUAUAAUCAUCAGAUCAUAAUAAUGACCAUAAUUAUGACCAUUAUAAUGAGCUUGGCUUGUUUCUGCAUGUGGUAAAUUAUAAUCCUGUAUGUAAUAGUUUAAAUGGAAAUUAAAUCCUGUUUUAAAAAAUGUUUAAAAAAAUAGCAAAUUGUAUUAAAAUACUGGUUCUGAAACAGCCAUGCUUCUUUUUCCUGCGUGGGGUAUUGUAAAGAGAUUGCUGUGGUAGUUCAUCUUUUCGGCACUGUGUUAAUCUUAGUUGAGCGGUUAUUUUGUGUGCAGUACUCUGUAUCUCUCUUUGAAUCUAAAAUUAAAUAGGCCUAUUGCAGAUUUAUUGUAAAAGGGAAACAGCCUGAUGAUCACCAAUAAAUUUAAUGAGAAUCAGA
Messenger RNA from Anguilla anguilla (European eel), 17402 nucleotides. RefSeq names its product microtubule-associated protein 1B-like. NCBI's taxonomy places the organism in Eukaryota, Metazoa, Chordata, Actinopteri, Anguilliformes, Anguillidae. Gene Ontology annotation, biological process: microtubule cytoskeleton organization; axonogenesis; regulation of microtubule depolymerization. Gene Ontology annotation, molecular function: microtubule binding; actin binding. The transcript is spliced from 7 exons. Bases 39 to 12362 code for a protein of 4107 amino acids. The record is from RefSeq and is a predicted model, not a curated record. Gene Ontology annotation, cellular component: microtubule associated complex; microtubule; synapse.